GUCCGCAUUGUUCAACUCACACCAUGCUGCGCGCGUCGCUAUUUCGCCAUCCCGGGAAGGUCCUUGUCCGCGCACCACAUGCAUCUUCGUUGUCUUCGUACUCGUACUUUCGCAACCCUCCCAAGCAUGGUGGGUCCGUCGUGGGGAAAGGGAACAAGCAAUCCCUCCUGUACCAGCGCGACCAUGAAAAGGACAGUUGCGGCGUCGGCAUUUUGGCGCAGUUGCAGAAGAAACCAUCGCGUAAAGUCGUGCUCCAAGCGAAUGAAAUGCUGGUUCGCAUGAGUCAUCGCGGUGGAUGUGGAUGCGAUCCCGCUUCAGGGGACGGUGCCGGCAUGCUUGUGGGCAUGCCCCACAUAUUCAUCCAGCGGUUGGUCGACGAAGGAGCGUUUGGAGGAGCACACACUAGCGUGGCAUUGGUGCCUGAACAGUAUGCCGUGGGUAACGUCUUUUUUUCCAAGAACUCGGAACACAUUGAUGCGAGCAAGAAGGCGUUUGACACCAUCGCCAAGGACCUGAACUUGACGGUCCUGGGAUGGCGCCCCGUUCCGACAUCCAACCACGAGCUGGGGCAAACGUCGCUCGCGUCCGAGCCUCACAUCGAACAAGUGCUCGUGCUUCCCCCAUCUAACCUCUCCAACGACCAUUUUGAGAAGGAACUCAUGCGGCUGCGCAAAGUUGCUACGACUGCGAACAAGGAGAGCGAAAUGUACGUGUGCUCGUUGUCGAGCCAAACCCUCGUGUACAAAGGACAGCUUACCCCCGGCCAAGUCAUGCCGUACUACGCCGAUCUCCAGGCGCACGACUUCAGUUCGCAUUUGGCGCUCGUGCAUUCUCGCUUUAGCACCAACACGUUUCCAUCGUGGGACCGCGCGCAGCCCUAUCGCGUGCUGUGCCACAAUGGCGAAAUCAACACGUUGCGCGGCAACAAGAACUGGAUGUUUGCCCGCGGGUCCAAGGCCCACAGCGCGUACUUUGGCCACGCCACAUCGUCGCUCUUGCCUGUGUGUUCCGACGACAUGAGCGAUUCCGGCAACUUUGACGCGGCGCUGGAACUACUGACCAAAGCGAGUUCGUGCGACCGGUCUCUGCCUGAAGCCAUGAUGAUGAUGAUCCCCGAAGCUUGGCAGUCGAAUGCGACGAUGCCUGAAUCCAAGAACGCCAUGUACCAAUACAACGCGUGUAUGAUGGAGCCAUGGGACGGACCGGCGAUGGUCGCCUUCACGAACGGCAAGACGGUGGGCGCGUCGCUGGAUCGCAAUGGAUUGCGUCCGAGUCGGUACUACAUUACGACCGACGACCACGUGAUGCUGUCCAGCGAAGUGGGCGUGAUCGAAGGACUCGUGGAAGCGGACGUGGCAACCAAGCACCGAUUGGAGCCUGGGAAGAUGUUCUUUGUCGACUUUGACCAGGGCCGCGUCAUUUCCGACCAAGAAAUCAAAGCCACCGUGAGCGGCAGUCGGCCAUACGGCGACUGGGUGCAGCACAUGGUUCAUUUUCAAAACGUUCGUGGUACCAGUUUGAACGAUGCCAAACCAGCCAAGAACAACGGCGCGAUGAUGCCGACCGACAUGCCAAGACGGUUAAACUUGUACGGGUUUACGACGGAAACCAUGGAAAUGCUGUUGGUGCCCAUGGGUUUGGAGUACAAGGAAGCGCUCGGAUCGAUGGGAAACGACGCGCCACUGGCCGUCCUGUCGGAGCAGCCCAAAUUGCCCAACGAGUACUUCAAGCAGCUCUUUGCCCAAGUGACGAAUCCGCCAAUUGAUCCGAUCCGAGAAGACCUCGUGAUGAGUUUGAGAUGUCCCGUCGGACCUGAAGAGAACGUCUUGGAUGUGUCCGCCGACCACGCCAAGCGAUUAAUCGUGGACCACCCCGUGCUGUCGUUGGAAGACAUCCAGACGCUGAAAUACGGCAUGUCCGAUGCCAAGUGGACUGCCAAGACACUCGACGCGACGUUUCCGGCCCACAGUGGCCAAGCAGGGCUCAUUCAAGCUCUGGAUCGGCUCUGCGAACAGGCCACGACCGCGGCGGCGCAAGGCCAAGCCGUGCUUGUGUUUUCUGACCAGGCGGCCGGCCCCGAUCGGUUUCCCAUUCCGUCGUUGCUAGUGAUUGGCGCCGUGCACCAGCAUUUACUCCGUACGCAGCAGCGCACGUCCGUGGCGCUGUUUGCUGAAUGCGGGGAUGCCAAGGAAGUGCACGAUUUUGCCACGUUGCUCGGGUUUGGGGCCGACGGCGUGUGUCCGUACAUGGCGUACCAUGCGUUGGCCCACAUGAACAACGAAGGGCUGCUGGAAGCUAUCGCCAAGAAAUCGAUGGACACGAAGGAACUGUGGACGAAUUACCAGACGGCCGUGGGCAAAGGGCUGCUCAAGGUCAUGUCCAAGAUGGGCAUUUCGACGCUACAAUCGUACAAAGGAGCGCAAGUGUUUGAAGCGGUGGGACUCGGACCUGACGUAAUUGACCGGUGCUUUUAUGGCACAACCUCGCGCCUGCAAGGCAGCAACAUGGAGACGUUGUACGACGACAUUGCGAGAUUGCACGAGGCAGGGUUUCCCACACAUUCGCUGGAGACGCCGUUGGUGCGCAACCCAGGCCAGUACCACGCGCGAGAGAACGGCGAGUUCCACUUCAACACGCCCAGUGCGAUCGUGGCAUUGCAGACGGCCGCGCGGACGCAGUCUCGGGACGCAUACGAUCAGUACCGCGAUUUGACCAACGCCGCUUCCAAACGGGUGACGUUGCGAGGAUUGCUCGAGUUUCAAACCGUGCCGGAGGAGCGUCGACCAAAGUGGGAACAGAUGGAAUCGAUCCAAGACAUUGUCAAACGAUUCAACACUGGGGCCAUGUCGUUGGGGUCGAUUUCACGGGAAACUCACGAAGCGUUGGCGGUGGCCAUGAACCAGCUCGGCGGACGAUCCAACACGGGCGAAGGCGGUGAAGACCCUGAACGAUACAUUCCCCAACCGGACGGCACGCCCAACCCGAAGCGAUCGGCCAUCAAACAAGUGGCCAGUGGACGUUUUGGGGUGACCAUGCACUACCUGUCGAAUGCCGACCAGCUACAAAUCAAAAUGGCGCAAGGGGCCAAACCAGGAGAGGGCGGAGAACUACCAGGCCAUAAAGUGUCGCCGUACAUUGCAGCCCGUCGCCACACCACUCCAGGAGUCGGCUUGAUAUCUCCACCGCCCCAUCACGACAUUUACUCGAUCGAAGACUUGGCGCAGCUCAUCCACGACUUGAAAAACUCGAAUCCGAGUGCUGAAAUCAGCGUCAAACUCGUGUCAGAAGUGGGCGUGGGGGUCGUCGCCGCCGGCGUCGUCAAAGCCAAAGCCGAACACAUUACAAUUAGUGGCCACGACGGUGGCACGGGGGCUUCGUCCUGGACGGGGGUCAAACACAGCGGUUUGCCAUGGGAAUUGGGUCUUGCCGAAGCGCAGCAAACGCUCGUACUGAACAACUUGCGGUCACGCAUUAAGCUCCAAACGGAUGGCCAGCUCAAGACGGGGCGGGACGUUGUGAUUGCGGCGCUGCUGGGCGCGGAAGAGUUUGGGUUUGCCACCGCCCCCCUCAUCGCCCUCGGCUGUGUCAUGAUGCGCAAAUGUCACUUGAACACGUGCCCCGUGGGCAUUGCCACUCAAGAUGAAGAGCUGCGCAAGAAGUUUACGGGCAUGCCAGAACACGUGGUCAACUUUUUGUGGCUGUUGGCCCAAGAUAUUCAAGGCAUUGUGCGGUCGCUGGGGGCUACCUCUGUGGACGAAAUCAUUGGCCGUGCCGAUUUGCUACAAGUGGACGAGUCUAGUUUGCACCGAAAAACUCGGCUGUUGGAUCUGUCGCCUCUGUUGGUAAAUGCGAAAACGUUGAACCCCACGAGCAGCAUCCGAUACAACCCCCAGGACCAGCAAAACCACGAGUUGGACUUGGUCUUGGACCAAACGCUACUGGCGCACUGUGUGUCAGCCAUUGCCGAUGGCAGUCCGGUGCAAGUAGACUUGCCCAUUUCCAACGUGGAUCGCACGGUGGGGGCGCUCUUGUCGCACAAAAUCACCAAAGUACACGGCGAGCAUGGCCUGGCACCCCACACGAUCCAACUCAACUUGACGGGGCAUGCCGGCCAAUCGCUCGGGUUUGGGCUUGUGCGAGGCAUUCAGCUUAAAGUAACGGGCGACGCCAACGAUUACGUGGGCAAGGCCCUGAGCGGCGGCACGGUGAUCGUCACCCCCGAAAUCGAGCGCGGGAACGACCAAACAAUCGUCGGGAACGCCGUGCUUUAUGGCGCAACCAGCGGCCUCGCGUUCUUCCGGGGCAAGGCGGGCGAGCGGUUUGCAGUGCGCAACUCUGGCGUGCACGCCGUGGUCGAAGGCGUGGGGUACAUACACUUUGACACGACCUCUGUUGGUUUGUGUUGAUAUAGUUGUAGGGACCACGGGUGCGAGUACAUGACGGGCGGCCGCGUAGUCAUCUUGGGACCGACGGGGCGCAACUUUGGCGCGGGCAUGUCUGGCGGCAUUGCGUACGUGUACGAUCCGUCGUCCGAGUUUGGGGCCAAGUGUAAUUUGUCCAUGGGGAGCCUCGAAGUACUGGACUUUGAAGGCGACGAAGAACUCGUGGUCAAGGAUCUGAUCCAGCAACACAUUCAACACACAAAGUCCCCUUUGGGGGUGUCCAUCUUGGCAGACUGGGACCAUGCCAAGCACUCGUUUGUGAAACUCAUGCCCCACGAUUACAAACAAGUGAUUGCAGCAAACGUACACAUGAACACGACGGCGGAACCCGUGCAUGUCAACGCUGGCCACUAACUAGAAGAGGCAAUAACGUAGUAACGAAUGAGUACUACGUAGUACUACUAUCGAUAAUACCACUACCUAAUGUAAUCAAACUAUGUAAUAUGUACAGCAUCA
This is a messenger RNA of Aphanomyces astaci, 4898 nucleotides long. RefSeq lists its product as hypothetical. Gene Ontology annotation, molecular function: glutamate synthase activity. The transcript is spliced from 20 exons. The record is from RefSeq and is a predicted model, not a curated record. Bases 24 to 4406 code for a protein of 1460 amino acids. NCBI's taxonomy places the organism in Eukaryota, Oomycota, Saprolegniomycetes, Saprolegniales, Verrucalvaceae.